AUGGAAAGUUCAGAGUCUGCAAGCUCGGCCUCUGCGCUAGAAUGUCGAGAGAACUGUGUGUUCUGCCAGUCUAAUGGCGAGUCCGGUGCAGCAGCUAGUCAGUUGAAAAUACUCAAGUGUCUUCACGUAUCGUGCAAAUCCUGUGCAGAGCAGUUUCUGCGCUACGACAACACUAUUCGCUGUGCUCGAUGUCAAAUAGUUACACCAGACCCUGGUCCAGGUCGCAAACUCACAGCCUACCUCCCUAACUGGCCAACUCCGCGCUCAACCGCUCAUGACGACAACCAUGAUGAUGGAGAUGAGUCUGAACCUUGUGACUUGCAACCAAGCGAUCACGAUCGGUCUACACAGCUAUGCCAGGAUUCAGAUUGUGCUGGUUUUGAUGAGCCGGCCAACACGCGUUGUUUGACGUGUGAUCUUUCACUGUGUCGCCAGCACGCAGUGCUUCAUGUCCGAAGUAGAAAGCGUGCAAAUCACAGUAUGGCUGAUGUUCCCGCGUCCAAGAGAAAAAUGGAGCUUUCUGGGGACAUCGACCCCUGUCCGCUGCACAAUCAACACUUGCGAUCCUACUGUAAGUCAUGCAAUGUGUUGAUGUGUGAUAGAUGCCACACCAGCAAACAACACACUGCACACAGCAGUCACGAUGUGUUGGAGGUCAGUGUUGCUGCCAAAGAGCUAAGGGAGUUUCAGGAGCGACAUCAUCUUAGGGAAAUCCCCAACUUGCAGAAUGUUGUUGCUGCUGUGGAAGCUCGGAUUAAGGCAAUCAAUGCAGAAGUUGAAGCGAAAUCCGCUGAGAUCGCUGCUGAUGUAGCUAUGGCUGUAAAAAUCAUCGAGGAGAGAGGCAAGGAGAAACGGUGCGAGUUAGACCAGGCACGGUGGAAUGUUCUCAAGAAACUGGAGGGCAUCAGGAAUAACACCCAGGAAGAGCUUCGAAAGCGCAACAACUUAUUGUUUCUGACAAAACAUGUAAGUGACACCGCUGCCUUGCACGUUUUGCCACAUCAUGACUGUGCGACUAGCCUGAGCCUGAAGAGCAGUGAUAAGCCGGACACUGCGGUUGAGGAGCAAAGCCAGGGGACAUCACACGUUCCUCAACAUGUCGAUCCAGACAAUUAUAAGCUAGUGUUUCAGUUUGCACCAAUGGCUAACGAUGCAAGGGUUCUAACGUGGUUUUCAAAAUGGAGAGAAAACAGAACAAGUGAUGCUAGUCUGCGCACAUUCAUUAGUUCUGUUGGUCACACCUUUGACGUUAACGCGAAGUCCAAAGGCAUCAUUUUGUCUCGGCAAUCUAGUAAAGCUACACUAGCAGCAGGCUUUCCUAGGGGAGACUACGACUGGCACACCGUCUGCAGCAUCCCGCCACCGGUAACAUUUCGUGUGCAGGUCAGCGAAGGAGACUCUUACAUUGGCUUUGUUAGCCAAGAAACUCCAGUAGCGAAAAACGACAUGUGGCCACAUGGAAAUCAGUUCCCCGGAUGGGUAUCGAGUCAGGAAGAUGUUCUUCAAACGGCUGGCAAUGCACUAGGCGUGCCGUGGUUGGAGGACGACGUAAUUUCUCUAACACUAGACACAGUGGCGCACACAGCAACUGCUCUCCAUGAGCGCACUGGAGCAGCGGACACAAUCAGUAUCGACAAAAGUCUCUUCCCAGUUUAUUUCCGGGCUGAGCUUGGUAACGCAUCUAUUCGCCUACUUCCUUUGUUCAUCUAA
Messenger RNA from Sycon ciliatum, 1710 nucleotides. Its product is annotated as tripartite motif-containing protein 16-like. The coding region runs from base 1 to 1710 and encodes 569 amino acids. Lineage: Eukaryota; Metazoa; Porifera; Calcarea; Leucosolenida; Sycettidae. Gene Ontology annotation, molecular function: zinc ion binding. The record is from RefSeq and is a predicted model, not a curated record. The transcript has a single exon.